Oikopleura dioica is the source of this 1203-nucleotide messenger RNA. Lineage: Eukaryota; Metazoa; Chordata; Appendicularia; Copelata; Oikopleuridae. The record is from the annotation of a GenBank genome assembly.
AUGGAGCUCGUGUUCGACAAGCGCUCGCCCGAGGAGAUUGUCAUGGUCGAACUAGCGGCGAUCUCCGGGGCGGCCAAUGCCGAAGACGCAGUGCAUAAGAUCAUCGCACGUCUAAGACGGAGAAUGGACUCAAAAAGGCGGCAGAGAAUUAACUCGUAUGUUUCUGAGACAUCAUCUUCCAGCUCGAGCACGCUUUCUACUUAUGAGGACGAGUUUCCGUCGUUGGCUUACAUGCCCAAAAUGGACACACGAGAAAUGAUUGAAGAGAAAGUCGAGCUCGACGGAGUCAUGUCUACAAUGCCCGCUCGCCCACAGAGCAGCGGUGAUGGAAACAAGAACAAUAAUAAUUUCCGCUUUGCCUUCAAGAAUCCAAGAUCCAAGCGUCAACAGCAGCGUCAAGAACAGCGUAACAAGAAAAAUCAAAAUGCUGUGCAGCAAAUCCACAGUCAGACUGGGAAAGUAAAAUCUCAGUCACCAAAAAAACCGAAAAACCCAGAAACAAAGCAGCCGCAAAUUGCGCAGCCUAAGCCGCAAGAAAAGCUCGAUGAGCAGAGUACACCUACUAAGAAAAGGCGAAGAAGAAACCGCAGGAAAAAGAAGUCGGUCACAGAAUCUGAAAACCUCGCUGUAGAGGGAGAAGCUGUAAAACAAAUCGCGCAAAAUGCGAACUUCGACAGACUAUCGAUUGAUGAAGCGCUCGAGUUUGUGAAGAACCUCUCUGGCCAGAGCGAUGACCAGGAACUUUGGAAAAAUAUGGUUCAGAACCAACACGUUAAAUACACGAAUGGAACAUUUUUCUUUGCACCUCGGUUAAACAUUCCGGAGGAGAUGCACGACAUGAAUCAUGUUGACAUGAUGACACCGUCGAUAUCUCCUGACAGCUUUUCGUACGACGCUCAGCGUCCAACCAACAGCUGGUCCACUAAUGGCUACAGCAACAGUGAAGAACUAGAAAGCGAGGAAGAACAGAAAUGCCUGGCGCAAGCAGCCUCAGUCGCCGCGCGCUCAGCUGAAAUGAUCUUCGACGAUCUUGAGUCCUGUGAACUCACUGGAUCAUCUUAUGAAAUCGUGCCGCCCGUUCUUUGUUCCUCCAUUGCGGAAGCCCGUCCCCAAGAGCAAAAGAAAGAAAAGAAAGAGUCCACGUGGGCGCUUCCCGAGUCCUUCAUCCCCAUGAAAACAGCCGACUGGAUGUCGAUUUGGUAG